Molecule: messenger RNA, 3582 nt
Organism: Cynara cardunculus var. scolymus (artichoke)
Lineage: Eukaryota; Viridiplantae; Streptophyta; Magnoliopsida; Asterales; Asteraceae
Exons: 2
Coding region: 1-3582 (1193 amino acids)
Source: RefSeq, a predicted model, not a curated record
AUGUUUAAGUCUGCUGUGUGGAACAUUAGAGGCCUUAAUGAGGUCUCUAAAAGAAAUGAAGUGAAAAGGUUAAUUGCUGAGAACAAUCUUGAUUUAUGUUCUAUUAUUGAAACCAAUGUGUGCGCAGGAAAGCUUAAGGAGAUCUGUGAUGGCAUUUUUGGUAGUUGGUUUUGGGUCUCAAAUAAUUCGGUUUGUGCUGGUCGUACCCGAAUUAUUAUUGGAUGGAAUCCUUUUAAAAUUAAAAUGGUUUUUCAUGAGUUUUGCAGUCAGGUGAUUCAUGCCCAAGUCCAUCUCAUAGAUGCAAAUUUGAAGUUUCAUUGUUCUGUGGUCUAUGCUGCUAAUAAUAUCAUUGAUAGAAGGCAAUUAUGGGAUUCUAUCAUUUUUCAUAAUCAGUUGGUGAAUAAUGAAGCUUGGGUGGUCAUGGGUGAUUUCAAUGUUGGGCUAAAUCCUAGUGAUAGUUCCAGAGGCUCUUCUGUGAUAUCCAGGGGUAUGCUUGACUUUAGAGAAUGUUUGAAAGAUGUUGAUCUGGAAGACAUUAAUCAGUCUGGGAUAAAAUUCACAUGGGUUCAGAAGCCUAUGUCUGAUUUGAAUCAAAGGGUUGUUGGUUCUUCCUCCCUUAAGCCUCGGCCUUUUAAGUUUUGUAAUCACUUGACUGACUGUCCUGGCUUCUUACCUUUGGUUGCCAAGGUCUGGGACAGAGUUUUUAUUGGUUGCUGCAUGUUCUCUGUUGUCUCUAAAUUGAAAGAUGUAAAAAAAGGGAUAAGGAAACUUAAUUCUGAUCAUGGGAAUGUGGUUGAUAAUGUAAAAAAGCUAAGAGUUGAACUUGGCAGAGUUCAAUCUGAUGUUGAUAAUAAUCCUGAAGAUGGUGACUAUCGCCUGGAAGAAUCUGUUUAUUUGAAAUCUUUGAAGAAUGCUUUAAUUGAUGAAGAACGAUUUCUGAGGCAAAGAGCUAAAGUCCAUUGGUUAAGGGAUGGUGAUGCUAAUACGGCAUAUUUUCACAAAGUGGUUAAAAGCAGAAUUAAUACGGGCAGAAUUGAUGAAGUUGAGGAUAUGAUGGGGAACAGAUUUAUGGGGGCUGCUGUUGCGGACCAAUUUGUCUGUCAUUUCAAGAGUAUAUUUGGCACUUGUGAGAAUGUUGAAAACAUUGCUGAUCCAAAGUCUCUUUUUACAAAAAAGCUUUCAAAAGAGCAAGCUGAUUUCAUGGUGAGACCUAUUGAGAAUAAGGAAAUAAAGGAUGCCUUGUUUGAUAUUGAUGAAGAUAAAGCCCCUGGACCGGAUGGUUUCUCUUCUCGAUUUUUCAAAAAAGCUUGGCCUAUUAUUGGUAAGGAAGUCUGUGAUGCUGUUCAACAGUUCUUCUUCAAUGGAAAACUCUUGGGUGAGGUCAAUGCUACUGUGAUCUCGCUUGUCCCAAAAAGUCAAACCCCUAAGAAUGUGGCUGAUUUUCGUCCUAUUGCAUGUUGUAACGUCAUCUACAAAUGCAUUAGCAAAGUGUUGGUUGGAAGAAUUAAAGAUUCUCUGGAUUGUAUUGUGGACCCUAAUCAAUCUGCUUUUAUCCCUAAUAGGCAGAUUAGUGACAAUAUUCUGCUGGCCCAAGAGCUAAUGAGAGGUUACCAUAGGCAAAGGGGAAUGAGAAGAUGUGCGUUUAAAGUUGAUAUACAGAAAGCGUAUGAUACUGUAAAUUGGAAAUUCUUGGACUCUAUCUUAAAGAAUUUUGGCUUUCAUCCUUGCAUGGUGGCUUGGAUUAUGAAGUGUGUCUCUUCUGCUUCUUUCACUAUUCGAGUUAAUGGUGUUCAUCAUGGCUUCUUCCCUGGUAUGAGAGGAAUCAGACAAGGUGACCCUCUUUCACCGUAUCUUUUUACGUUGGUUAUGGAGAUUUUGAUGUUACUUGUUAAAAGGAGUAUUUUUGAGAAUGAUGAUUUUAAGUUCCAUCCAAAGUGUGAAAAACUGGCUUUAACUCACUUGUGUUUUGCGGAUGAUUUACUUAUGUUCUGUCAUGGUGAUGUUUCCUCUGUGACUGUUUUGAAGAAGGCUUUGUUAGAAUUUGGAAGAGUUUCGGGUUUAAAACCAAGUAUGGAGAAAAGUACCUCUUAUCUGGGUAAUGUUGUUGGCCUUAACAGAAUGGAGAUUUUAAAAGUGUUACCUUUUAAAUUGGGAUGUCUUCCGGUAAAGUAUUUAGGGGUCCCUCUGUUGUCUACUAAAUUGUUCCACAAGGAUUGUUUGGGGCUCAUUGAUAAAGUUCGAAGAAGGAUUGGGGAUUGGAAAAACAAAUGGCUGUCAUUUGCGGGGCGUCUUCAACUCAUUAACUCUAUUUUAUCGUCCAUUAGUGUCUACUGGGCGUCAAUGUUUUUACUUCCUAUUUCAGUUGUGAAGGAGAUUGAAAAGAUGAUGCGAGGCUUUUUAUGGAACAAGGGUGACUUGGAAAGAGGGAAAGCAAAAGUUAAUUGGAAAACGGUUUGUCUUCCAAGAUCUCAUGGUGGGCUGGGAAUCAAGGACUUAAGAAACUGGAAUAAGGCCCUCUUAGCUAAACACAUUUGGAAAUUGAUUGAAAAAGGAGAUUCGCUAUGGGUUAAGUGGAUUCACGAAUAUCGCUUGAAAGGAAGGAAUUUUUGGGAAGUGGGUGAAGUUCAUGAUGCUACAUGGUUUUGGAGGAAAGCUAUCCGGAUUAGAAAUAGCUUUAGAGAGCAUAUUAUUCAUCAGUUAGGUGAUGGUGGUGAUACUUCUCUUUGGUAUGAUUUUUGGCAUCCUGUGGGUCCUCUUUGUAAUUUAAUCCCUAAAAGAGAAAUCUACUCUGCAAGGAUGGAUCUGAAGUUGAAGGUCAGAGAUGUUGUCAUAGAUGGUUUAUGGUCAUGGCCUAUGGAGAUAUGGAACAAGUAUGGGGAAAUUCUUCAAUUAUAUUUGCCUACUCUUAUUGAGGGAACCAGAGAUAAAGUUCGGUGGAAAAACAAGAAGGGUGUUCCUUCUGAGUUUAGCAUUGCUACUGUUUGGAAGGAUAUCAGAGUUGAGGAGAGUCCGGUGAAUUGGGCUCAAUUGGUUUGGUUUUCUCAUGGGGUUCCUAGGCAUGCUUUUAUUCUAUGGCUUGCGAUUAGGAACAGCUUAAGAACAAAAGACAGAAUUGGAUCGUGGUCCUUGGAUAUUGACCCUAAAUGUGUAAUGUGCAAAGAUGGGUUGGAGUCACAUACUCAUAUGUUUAUCUCUUGUCAGUAUGUUAAAGAGAUUUGGAAUAUUCUGGCAGAUUUUGGGGGUAUUGGUGAUCUCCAGAGAAUCUCUAAGAUUAAUAACAUGAGCUGGGAUACUUUUGUGAUGCAAAUAUGCUCUAAUUCUUUCAAUAAUUCGAUUUGGAGCAUUUUUCAGAGGCUCAUUGUUGCUGCUGUGGUUUACUUUAUUUGGCAAAAGCGUAAUUUCAGAUUACAUCAUGGAAAGGAGAGGACUGCUGCUAUUUUGGCCAAGCAGAUCAUCUCGACUGUAAAAUUAAGAUUGCUGGGUAUGAAGGUUAAAAACAAUUCUCAAACGAGAAGGGCUGCUUCCAUGUGGAAUCUUAAAAUGGGUGAUGAUGGGUUUAUUGCUUUGACCUCUUAUGUCUGA